This is a messenger RNA of Moesziomyces aphidis, 1479 nucleotides long. The record is from the annotation of a GenBank genome assembly. Lineage: Eukaryota; Fungi; Basidiomycota; Ustilaginomycetes; Ustilaginales; Ustilaginaceae.
AUGACGGAGCCGAUCAACAAGGCAGCAGCCUCGGCCUCGGGCUCGGGCUCGGCAUCGGCAGCCGGGCCGUCGGCGCCCGCUUCCGCCCCCGCACCGUCCGCCGAGAUCUACGAGCAGAAAGACGAGGCCUACUUUGGCUACUACUCGAUGCUCUCGCACCAGGCGCAGAUGCUGCAGGACACGGUGCGCACCGCAGCGUACCAGCGAGCCAUCUUGAACAAUGCGCGCGACUUUCAGGACAAGGUGGUGAUGGACGUCGGCGCGGGCAAUGGCAUCCUCAGCUUCUUCUCGGCGCAAGCAGGCGCCAAGAAGGUGUACGCCAUCGAGGCGUCCAACAUGGUCGAGUGUCUGCGUCACGUCGUCAAUGCAUCCGAGCGCAACUCGAACUCCAAAGCGGCGGGAUCGAGCGAGGCAGAAGAGGUGCGCAACGAGGCAGAGAUCCUCGAGCUCAUGGGUGCUUCCGACGCCAGUGCAGCGCCAGCAGCGGCUGGGCUGUUUGGAACCACCAAUCCGGCCGAGUCGCGCAAUGCGUGGUUGCAGGGAAGGCUGGUACCUGUGCACAGCAAGGUGGAAGAUGUGACGUCCGAGCAUCUGCAGGGCCACACGCAGGUGGAUACGAUCGUGAGCGAGUGUCUGGGCGUGCUGCUCGUGCACGAGCGCAUGUGCGAGUCGUUCCUCGACGCGCGCGACCGAUUCCUCGCUCCCGGCGGCUCCGUCUUCCCCUCGGCAGGCACCAUCUGCCUGGCGCCGUUCGAGGACAAGCAGCUGUGGAACGACACGGCCAACAAGGCCAAGUGGUGGCUCAACAACAACUUUUACGGCGUCGACGUUUCGCCGUUCGCCAAGCUGGCGUUCGAGGAGAACUUCUCCAGCCCUGUCGUGGGUGUGUUUGCACCCCAGUGCCUGCUGAGUGUGUCGAGCGACUAUGUGAUCGACUUUGCCACCAUCACCAAGCAGCAUCUGCAGGAAUUCACCGUGCCUGUCGAAUGGACGUUUGCACACGCCGCCAUCGUGCACGGUCUGGGCGGCUGGUUCGAUCUCCACUUCAACUCGCAAUCCACCCCGAACGAGGACGCCACCAUGAACGAUGCCAGCACCGGCGGCGCAAUGUCGGUCGAAGCUGCGCUGGAUACGCUCAAGGCCGCAUCGGCCGCAUCGGCCGCAUCGGGUACGGCGAUGGAUGCGGUUCUCAACACGCUCCCCACCGUCGAUACUGCCAACACGGGCAACUUUAUGACCACCAGCCCGUAUGCAGACGCAACCCAUUGGCAACAGGUAAGGUUCCUGCUGCAGGAACCACUCGCCGUCAACCGUGGCCAGAAGCUGGGCGGAAGCGUGCACUGCAAAGUCAACGAUCAGAGAUCCUACACCAUGACUGCACAGUUGAGGCUGCAGAAUCCAGAUGGCACUGCGUCCGAUAGCAGCAUCACCACCCGAAAAGCCGUGUGGAGACUAGACAGACAGACGUACUCGUGGUGA